AUGAUCAGCCUUGGCUCCCACCAGGUCGCCGUCGACUUAAUGGGCAAGAAGGGUUCGACAUACAAUUCUCGUCCUCUGACACUCAUUGCUGGUGAGCACGUUACCAAAGGUCUUCAUGUUGCUUUGAUGCCUUGGGGUCAAACGUGGGAGAAGAAUCGUCAACUGGUCUCAAGGUUCACAACCCGGGCUGCGUCCACGCAAUACCGAUUGCUUUUGGACAUUGAAGAUAAACAAGUUAUACACGACUUGUUGAAGUCCAACGAUUUCACUCCACUUUUCACUCGGUAUGGAGCUAGUGUCACCAAUACUUUGGGCUAUGGAACUCGCUUGGGCCAGGAAGAUCAGGAGCAGUUUCUCAAGGCAGAAGAAUUCGGCCACAAACUUGUCGAGGCAAUGAGUAAAUUCCAUUUUGCCAUUGUCGAACUUUUUCCCCAUUCUUGA
This is a messenger RNA of Penicillium odoratum, 441 nucleotides long. RefSeq lists its product as uncharacterized. The record is from RefSeq and is a predicted model, not a curated record. The transcript has a single exon. Gene Ontology annotation, molecular function: heme binding; oxidoreductase activity, acting on paired donors, with incorporation or reduction of molecular oxygen; iron ion binding. The coding region runs from base 1 to 441 and encodes 146 amino acids. NCBI's taxonomy places the organism in Eukaryota, Fungi, Ascomycota, Eurotiomycetes, Eurotiales, Aspergillaceae.